This is a messenger RNA of Drosophila hydei, 539 nucleotides long. RefSeq names its product protein NCBP2AS2 homolog. The transcript has 2 exons. The record is from RefSeq and is a predicted model, not a curated record. Bases 13 to 267 code for a protein of 84 amino acids. NCBI's taxonomy places the organism in Eukaryota, Metazoa, Arthropoda, Insecta, Diptera, Drosophilidae.
AGCAUUCUCACCAUGGUUCUGCGGCUGCUGAUGCGCUACUUCGCCAACAAUGAGCAGCUUAUUCAGCGUAUGGCGGACAGCUAUCCGAUGCGUCGAGCUGCCCAGCUGGUUGUCUCGCUGAUGUAUCGCUCGAAGAGCUUGGCCAGAGAACAGGGUCUGCACGAGAUGACGCCCGAGCGUUUUAAAUCGUUUGUGAACAUGUUUAAAAAUAAUAUAAAACAGGAACUGGAGGGCGUCAAGCAGGAGCUGAAGGAUAAGAAAAAAUAAAUCAAUUAUUGUACAUUUCUAAAAAUAGGCUAAAACAAAUCAGGAUAUAAACUAAAUUUCAAGAGUAAGCGGAAUGGUCUUUGUUUAUGAUAAAUGCUGUAAUGAUACCGCAUUGCAGCGAUGCGUCAGUAAUCAACACUAAAUCGGCAGAGUUGCCAUCUUACCUGACAAAGCAAUUAAGCCAGUGUAAUUCCAGCAGAAGUCUUUGGUCAACUUUUAAAAUCUUCAAAUUUAUUAUAUAAUUUAUAAUACAAAAACCAAAAAAAAAAAUU